This is a messenger RNA of Trichosporon asahii var. asahii CBS 2479, 480 nucleotides long. RefSeq lists its product as uncharacterized. The record is from RefSeq and is a predicted model, not a curated record. The transcript has a single exon. NCBI's taxonomy places the organism in Eukaryota, Fungi, Basidiomycota, Tremellomycetes, Trichosporonales, Trichosporonaceae. The coding region runs from base 1 to 480 and encodes 159 amino acids.
AUGUUCUUCGACCCCGACAGAGACCCGCCCACAGUCAGCCCGCUGUCCCGCACCAUCAGCCUGCCUGCAAUCUAUGAGCUGACGAUCGAAUAUACCGACUACUUUCCCGAGUGCGCGUGCAGCCCCGAGACACAACUGGAACACACUUCCCCGCGACUGAAGCUGGUGGAGAUCGAGCACCGUGACAGGUUUUGCCCUUUGGCUGUCACAGCAUUCACUCCGACCGUUGAAAAGCUCACUCUGGUGGUCACAAAUCACCGCUGUGUAUCCGCAUAUAUCGAAGACAUCAAACACUUGAGACUUCACCCCAAUCUGUCCGUGACUGUGAGGUAUUAUGAUACAACCGCCAUUAACGACAAGGGUAGCCUUCACCGGAAGCUUGAGAGCGUCCAGGCUCACCAAGCCGUGUGGAGUGAAGCGCUUGGUGUGCCCGUUGAGGUGGAAGCGAGACGAGCCCCAUCAACAGGAAUGUGGGGUUGA